Erythranthe guttata (spotted monkey flower) is the source of this 564-nucleotide messenger RNA. The record is from RefSeq and is a predicted model, not a curated record. Lineage: Eukaryota; Viridiplantae; Streptophyta; Magnoliopsida; Lamiales; Phrymaceae.
GGUUGUCUGUAUUUUUUGUGAUUUAUGUAAAAUUUUGAUGAAUAUAUAUAUUUUUUUAAUUUACCAGAUCGAAAUCUACCAGAAAUGGCGGUAGACGGAACAUACGUGAAACUAACCGAGGAUCAGAAUUCCUUACAGAAUGUCACGCCCGGUGAAUUAAAUCAAGCCAUCGAUAUCGAAAAGCUGACUGCUCGCAGAUGUGAGCAAUGUGGACAAACGUUACCUGCAUCCUACACUCCGCCGGCCGACGAAGAUUGGACUACCGGCAUUUUCGGUUGCUUUGAAGAUACCGAUAGUGGGUUGACUGGACUAUUCUGCCCCUGCGUGCUGUUCGGGCGCAAUGUGGCAGCGUUCAACGACGAGAUAACUCCGGAGAGGGCGUGUGUGGGGCACGCGAUAUGCAUUGAAGGUGGGAUAGCAUUGGCGGUAACUACAGCAGCGUGCAGCGGAGUGAUUGAUCCGGAUACCGCUUGCCUUUUAACGGAGGGUUUGCUGUUUGCUUGGUGGGUUUGUGCUAUCUACACCGGCAUGGGCCGUCAGUUGCUCCAACGUAAAUAUCAUCUU